Molecule: messenger RNA, 2499 nt
Organism: Cuscuta campestris
Lineage: Eukaryota; Viridiplantae; Streptophyta; Magnoliopsida; Solanales; Convolvulaceae
Source: the annotation of a GenBank genome assembly
GUCCGGCCGGAGCCAAUUCUUGGGUUUCUGGUUUUCUUCUUUUGUCUCCCCACAAGCACCCAAAUUCUCCGCUUCCAGAUUAUUUCCUCCUCACAUAGAAGGAAAAUAAGGGAGAGAAUAUAGUUAAUUCUUGCUAGAUUGUUAGAUUGUUUUGAAUUUAUUCUAUUCCUGGAAAUUUCGAAUCUCCUGCAGAAACCGAAUCUACUUUCGUCGUAUCUGAUCGCGCGAGAGGAAAGAUUGCUUCUUUCUGAAAUAUCAGUGGUGGGUUGGUUAAUCUUCGGCCGUUCAUGGGCGAUUUUAGAGAACCUUCAGACGGCACGGCGGCGGCGGCGGCGAAGGAGAUGUCAGCACCGCCUUCGAACCCACACCCGUCUUCUAUAGGGUCCGACCGGUGGCUGAGGGCGGAGAAAUUGACCCAGGACAUCAUUCAGAAUGUCCAGCCUACAUCUGUGUCUGAGAAGCAGAGGAAAUCUCUCAUUGAUUAUGUUCAGAGGUUGCUCAGAGGCUCCCUUCACUGCGAGGUAUUCCCGUAUGGAUCUGUUCCUCUAAAAACCUUUCUUCCAGAUGGUGACCUUGAUUUGACUGCCUUUGGUGGUUCCAUGGUGGAGGAUGGAUUGGCAACUAACAUGGUAUCCAUUCUUGAAAGAGAGAAUCAGAACAAGGGUGCCGAAUUUGCAAUAGAGGAUGUCCAACUCAUUUCUGCUGAGGUCAAGCUUGUGAAGUGCAUUAUACAAAAUAUUGUUGUUGACAUUUCCUUCAACCAAAUAGGUGGCCUUUGUUCCUUGUGCUUUCUUGAGAAGGUAGAUCACCUGAUUGGCAAAGAUCAUUUAUUUAAGCGCAGUAUUCUAUUGAUAAAAGCCUGGUGCUUUUAUGAAAGCCGUAUCCUUGGUGCUCAUCAUGGUCUGAUUUCUACUUAUGCUUUGGAGACACUUAUUUUAUACAUCUUUCACCUGUUUCACUCUGCUCUAGAUGGUCCUUUAGCGGUCCUAUACAAAUUUUUGGAUUAUUUCAGUAAGUUUGACUGGGACAACUAUUGCAUUACUUUGACUGGCCCUGUCCGUCUAUCAUCUCUACCUGAAAUUGUGGUUGAGACGCCACAAAAUGACGGUGGUGAUUUUCUUCUGAGUAAUGAUUUUAUUAGAGACUGUGUCCGCAAGUUUUCAGUCCCUUCAAAAGUUGGCGAAAUGAACUCCCGAGCUUUUCAGCAAAAGCAUCUCAAUAUUGUCGAUCCUCUAAAAGAAAAUAACAAUCUUGGCCGUAGUGUCAGUAAAGGAAAUUUCUACCGAAUACGGAGUGCUUUCACAUAUGGGGCAAGGAAGCUUGGCAGAAUUCUUCUUCAGUCAGAGGAUAACAUUGUCAGUGAGCUUAAUAGUUUCUUCUCAAACACUCUGGGUCAUCAUGGAACUUCACAAACUCUUGACGCUGAAGAUCAUAGCCCACCAACAGCUGUCAAUAGUUUCACUUCAACACUUCCUGUGUCACCGAAAGAUUCAUCUGAACAAGAGGCGCUCACUUCUAGAAUGAAAUCCGGUUCCCUUGCUGAAUCCACUGGAAGUAGUGAUGAUGAUUUAACCAGUUCUGCUAGUUCAUGUAUUGAAAGUAAUGCACCUGCAAUGUGUAAACCCUUUUUUGCCCCUCAUCUCUUCUUUACCAAGGCUGCCUGCAAUAGUUUGAAGAAAGAUCAAAUUUCAGAGACAAAGCCAUCAGAGAGUCAAGAUGGGAGAGAUUCAAAGAAAGAUGUUUUGAAUGAUAAACAUGAGGUUUUGACCACUAACACAAACAUUCCCGGUCUUGAAAGCCUGAAGCUUCUGAAUAGUGGUUUGUCUGAUCUUAGCGGGGACUUCGAAUAUUACUUUAGCUGUUUGCAGUAUGGUCAGUGGUGCAAUGAACAACAGUCAGGAUCACAUGCACGCCCGUUAACACCCUCACGGUUUCAGAUAAAGUAUUUACCGGAUGCAGUUUGGCAGCCAUCACAAUCUACCAAAAGUGGUUUUCCUCAGGUAGGUUAUGAUGGUUUCAUCCCGAGUCAUGCGUUCUAUACCAUGAACCAGCCACUAUUAGUACCCGGUUUGGUACUUGGCUUCGAAGAGAUGCCAAAGCAACGGGGAACUGGAACAUACUUCCCAAACACGAAUCGACAAUCUCAUGGCUAUAGACACUCAAGGGGAAGAAGUGAGGUGACAUUGAGUUCUCCCACAAAAAAUGACAAGAAAACAACACGCGAAGAUGCACAUGUGCUUCAGAGUAGCUUACCAUGAAGAGAUGCCACAAUCUAAUGCGUGCAUGUUAGACGCACAAGAAAACCAUGCCAACAGCCUGCUCAGUGUUGUACGAUAUGAGUGAUAAUAUAUGGUCUUUUCCGGUUCUAUAGCGUGUUGUGUAUGUAGAUUGAUUGUGAAUAUCAUAGCUAGGAUCUGUAAUACAUAUCACUUCACAUUUCUGCUUCCCUGCAUAUCAUUUUUCCUUAACAGUAGUUUGGAAUAAAUUGAAGAAGCCCUU